AUGGCCAAGUCCAGGCGCAGCAGGGGAGCACACGGCGACCGCCUCGAAGCGAGGCAGGUCAAACCGCCGUCGGAUCCUGAGCUCAUUGCUCUGCGUGAGAGCAAAAUAGUGCCCGUCAUGAGGCAACUUCAGAGUGACGAUGCCGGUGCCCGAACGGCCGCCGCCGUCGCCGUCUCCAACUUCGUCCGGGAGACAAAAUGCCGAAAGCUGCUUCUGCGUGAGCAGGUCGUCCACACCAUCUUGACCCAGACCCUCGCCCAUCCCGCUGUCGAAAGUCGCGCCGCCGGAUGGGAAAUACUCAAGCUGCUUGCCAUGGAGGAGGAGGAAGACUUCUGCGUUCACCUCUUCAGGCAAGAAAUUAUGACCGCCAUCGCCUCUGCUGCCGAGAUUCUCGUGAAAAGGGUCCCGUCGAGCGGAACGUCGCUCUUCGAAGCCUCAGGCGAAGAGAACGGCUUUAUGCUUCGCAUGACCGCCUCCAUCGUCUCCCUCUUGACCGCCCUCGCCGAGGCAGGCGACGAGAUGCUCGAAGUCAUCGGCACCACCGACACCAUUUUGCAGCUGCUCUUCACUCUCGUCUGUCGUGGUGGCGGCCAUCGAAACCUUCGUGCUGACUCUCUGGGAUGCCUCAUCGUUCUCUGCGAAGACAACGUGCAGCUUGCGGAGAAGAUGAUCGCCUCCGGAGGCCACCAGUGCUUCGAGACCAUGAUGGCGAUGAAAAACGACCGAGGAAAUGAUGGUGUCCGUGCCUGCGCCGUCCUGCACAACAUAUUUGCCUCCUUGAACACGUUGGAACACCCUCCUCGCAUUCCCAACGCCGAUGACGCAGCCCUGAUACCCACCCUCACAAACUCUGUCAGCAGCAUUACCGAGCCCCCAGCAGGCACCGAUUGGCCCAACAUCGUCGAGCAGCAAGAGCUCGCCCUGGAAACUCUGGCGUCAAUCUGCGCGAACCUCAGCGCGAACCCCGGCGGAUCUCGGGAGGCCAACGGGGGCAAUGCCUCCGAGGAGGCCGAGGCCGACGGCGGCAUGGACGAGGACGAGGAUGAGGACGACAUGAUGGAUGAGGACGACGAGAUGGGCGAGGAUGACGACGACGACGAGAUGGACGAGGACGAGAUGGAAGCCGAUAUGGCCAUGGUCACCGGUGCUGACGACGACGACGACGACGACGGCAUCAAUGACUUCCCGGCGCUGAAAGCCUUGUUGCAGGAAACUGUAUCGGGGCUGCUUUCCAUCAUCAACCUGUCCGAUGUCGAUGAACGCACCAUGAGACUGCAGGGUCACGCCCUCACCGUCCUCACCAACCUCGCCUGGUCCGUCUCUCUCUUUGACUUCACGGACGAGCAGAAUGCUGGUAUCAAAAAGGCCUGGACGCCCUCCGGCCAUAAUAUCUGGGUCCAUGCCGUCACGACUAUCUUGUCCAGAGAUACGGCCGACCUCGAACGCGCGACGGAGGCGACGAGCCUUGCAUGGGCCCUCUCGCGCAGUUUGGGGGCCGAAGCCCCCGUUGCCGCCGAUGAGCACAAAAAGUUCAUCUCCCUCUACAUGUCUGGCUCCGCCGACUAUCGAGCGGCUCAGGACGAGGCCAACAACAAAGCAGACCCCCUCCAAAGCCUCGGCGUCAAGUGCAUUGGCGUCCUUGGCCAACUCGCCCUCGAUCCCGCCCCGGCGAGCCGGAACCGCGACAUCGGCAAUUUUUACCUCACUCUCCUCGGUCAUCUGCCCCGCGCGCCCGCCGCCGAUGCCGUCGAAGCCCUGAACCAGAUGCUGGACAUCUACGCCGACGAGAACCACGCCUGUGACAAGGAUGUCUUCUGGAAGGACAACUUUAUGUCGCGUCUCGAGGAGGCGCUGCCCAAGGUCCGCGCGAUGGUAAAGUCCGUCGACCGGGUCAAGAAUGCAGAGUUGAGAAGCAGAGCCGACGAGGUGUUGAAGAACUUGGAUCGCUUCUUGGCGUACAAGAAGAAGCACAAACCAUCCAUGAUGUAA
Molecule: messenger RNA, 1989 nt
Organism: Drechmeria coniospora
Lineage: Eukaryota; Fungi; Ascomycota; Sordariomycetes; Hypocreales; Ophiocordycipitaceae
Exons: 2
Coding region: 1-1989 (662 amino acids)
Biological process (GO): protein import into nucleus; ribosomal large subunit biogenesis
Source: RefSeq, a predicted model, not a curated record